Molecule: messenger RNA, 2919 nt
Organism: Gracilinanus agilis (Agile Gracile Mouse Opossum)
Lineage: Eukaryota; Metazoa; Chordata; Mammalia; Didelphimorphia; Didelphidae
Gene: ARMC9
Product: armadillo repeat containing 9
Exons: 22
Coding region: 1-2919 (972 amino acids)
Biological process (GO): cilium assembly
Cellular component (GO): centriole; ciliary tip; ciliary basal body
Molecular function (GO): protein binding
Source: RefSeq, a predicted model, not a curated record
AUGGGAGAUAUUCUGGCUUCUGAGGCAGAAUUGCUUGGGCUGGUGAAAGAGUACUUGGACUUUGCCGAGUUUGAGGACACCGUGAAGGCCUUUUUAAAGGAGUGCCGCAGUAAGGGGAAGCCGCUGUCCAAGACUCCCAGCGGCUCCCUGAGAGACUCCAAAACGCUGCUCAUCCAGAAGGAUCUGCUGACGGCCUUCGAGAGCGGCGCCCAGAAGGCCUUCUUCGAGCUGUGGGAGGAGCAAGUGCCGGCCGACACGCGCGCGGCAGACACGCUGGCGCAGAAGCUGGAGUUCUACCUCCACAUCCACUUCGCCAUCUUCCCCCUGAAGCACAGCUCGGGAAAGGCUGACAAGGCGGAGUUCGACGACAGGAUUUCUUACUUCAAAGCCUACUUGGAGACCAAAGGAGCGGCGCUGAGCCAGACCACCGAGUUCCUUCCAUUCUACGCCCUCCCCUUCGUCCCCAACCCCGCGGCGCAUCCUUCCUUCAAGGAGCUCUUCCAGGAUUCCUGGAUUCCCGAGUUAAAGACGAGGCUGGAAACCUUCCUGGCCUCGACUCUCAAAGCCAGCAACACCCCGAGGCUCUUCACCCUCUACAAGGAGAGCGGGCAGAACAGCAAAGAGAUGCUGCAGCAGCUGCAUCAGCAGCUCGUGGAGGCCGAGCGAAGGACCAUGACGUACCUGAAGCGCCACAACAAGAUCCAGGCUGACUACCACAACCUCAUCGGCGUCACGGCCGAGUUAGUGGAUUCCCUGGAGGCCACCGUGAAUGGCAAGAUGAUCACCCCGGAGUAUCUGCAGAGCGUCUGUGUCCGUCUCUUCAGCAACCAGAUGAGGCAGAGCCUGGCCCACAGCAUCGACUUCACCAGACCAGGAACGGCCUCCACCAUGUUGAGGGCCUCCCUGGCGCCCGCGAAGCUGAAGGAAGUCCCGCUGCUGCCCUCCCUGGACUACGAGAAGCUCAAGAAGGACCUGACCUUCGGCAGUGACCGGCUGAAGGCCUUCCUGCUGCAGGCGCUGCGCUGGCGUCUGACCACGUCUCAUCCCGGAGAGCAGAGGGAGACGGUGCUGCAGGCCUACAUCAGCAACGACCUGCUGGACUGUCAGAGCCACCGCCAGAGGAAUGUGCUCCAGCUGCUGCAUUCCAAGAGUGACGUGGUCCGACAGUACAUGGCACGGCUCAUCAACGCCUUUGCAUCGCUUGCAGAAGGUCGACUCUACCUCUCCCAGAACACCAAGCUGCUAAGGAUGCUGGAAGAGAGGCUGAAAGAGGAGGACCAGGACCUGCUCACCCGCGAGAACGUGCUCGGCGCCUUGCAGAAAUUCAGCCUCAGGCGCGGGCUGCAGUCCACCAUGAUCCAGGAUGGCCUCAUCUUCUGGCUCAUCGACGUCCUCAAGGACCCCGACUGCCUGUCCGACUACACGCUCGAGUACUCCGUGGCCCUGCUGAUGAACCUCUGCCUGCGCAGCGCAGGGAAGAACAUGUGCGCCAAGGUGGCCAGUCUGGUGCUCAAAGUCCUCUCAGACCUGCUCGGCCACGAGAACCACGAGAUCCAGCCCUACGUGAAUGGCGCCUUGUACAGCAUCCUUUCCAUACCAUCCAUCCGGGAGGAAGCAAGGGCGAUGGGGAUGGAGGAGAUCCUGCGCUGCUUCAUCAAGGAGGGCAACGCCGAGAUGAUCCGCCAGAUCGAAUUCAUCAUCAAACAGCUUAACUCAGAGGACCCCCUGGACGUGCUCCUGGAGUCCGACGAUGACGAGGAGGAAGAAGAGGAGGAGGAGAGCUGCAGCUUCCGCCCUCGUGCUGGGGGUUCGCUCGGCCAGAUCGGGGCAGCCGGGAAGGAGGGAGCCGGCCUUGCGGGGCCCCCGGAGGGCCUGGGUCGGAGCAGGAGCCCAGCGGCCGAGGCUCCUGGAGGGGCCCGUGGGAAGGGCCGAGCCCCGACUCUGGCUGUCCCCCUCCACGCUGGGCUCCUGGCUCAGGCCUCGGCCGGGCACCCGCUGCCCACGGCCGGCCUCUGGCUCGGAGCCCCUGCAGGCCCCGGAGCUGGUGAGAGCGAGCCCAGCCGCUGCCUUUUCCGCUCCGUUUCUAUGGCGACAGACGUCCCCCCAAACACGGGAGGCUUCUGGAGGCCGCAGAGCACCUUGUUUGUGCCGCAUCGUCUCCAUGGAGACCGAGCGGAGAGCCCGGCAGCGGCCCCUGGGAGGAGCCCUCCGGUGGACCCCGUGCAGAGGCCGGAGGAGCAGGAGGAGGCUAAUAAAGCGGCCCUUUGUCUGGCCCUCCUCUCGCCCGGCCUCUGCGAGCCCCUCCUUGAUCCCCGGCAAUCCGGCCCUGAGGAGGCCGAGGAGGCCCGCAGCGAGCACCCCCCCCGGGGCCCUCCCCAAAAUCGGGGCCACUCUUCAGGGAUGCCCCUCAUCUGCCCUCCUAGACAUAACUUCAUCCUGAAUGCCAGUCUAGGCCUCGCCCUGCGCCGUCUGUGUGUGAUGAUGCAGGAUCCAUGUCGAGGAGUCCUAGGCUCGCCCUCUUUUCCGCUGACCGUGCCCCAACCCUGUGAACGUGGCAGGAAAGCCCUGGCCCUCUCCUGCCCAGCCUUCCCCGGCCUCCUGCGAGGAGAGGUUGCCCGAGUCUUCUGGAAGCUGGCACCGGCCUGGCACAAGAUCAUUGCCGGAACCCCCCGGAGCCCAGGCCACAGUGCCAACGGGACGUGUCCCCCGGCAGCCACGGCUUGGGUCAGUCGAUCCCCCACAAACAUCCCCUUGUUUCCGGGGCUCCCUGGGGCCGCCUCCUUGCUGCUCGGGCCUCCCCCCGACAUCACCUGCCACGUGCCUGGCUACACGCAGCCUGGCCCCCCCCCCAUCAGACGGGGAGCUCCCCGAGGGCAGGAGCUGCACUUCGUCUUGGUCUCCCCAGUGUCCGGCGCUUAA